Molecule: messenger RNA, 1380 nt
Organism: Blepharisma stoltei
Lineage: Eukaryota; Ciliophora; Heterotrichea; Heterotrichida; Blepharismidae
Source: the annotation of a GenBank genome assembly
AUGUAUGGAUCAUUUACCAAAAAUGCUCCUGAUGAUUCAAAGCAGUGGCUGCAUUUGCUGUUAAAAAACAACCAAAGAAGAGCAAUUUUAAAAGAAAAAUAUAAAGCAAUUGCAAUUGAUAUUGAAAGUCAAUCUAUGCCUUUAUUUCAAUCGUCAAAAUCUGUGCAUCUUCAAGAAAAAAUAACUCAAGAUUCAGAACGGAUAGAAAAAGACAAUAAAAAUCAAAUUUUAAACCAAAGAAAUGACCCAUAUGUAAGAUUGGAAAUGAGGAUUAGAGAACUUGAACAAAAGUACCAAAAUCAGCUAUACAGGAGUAAAACGUAUAGAGAAAAUGUAAACCAGGAAGACCGGCUAAAAGAUGAUUUUAAUAGUUCAAGAAAGGUCAUGGAACUUGAAGAUAGACUACUUUUUGCGACUGAAAAAUAUAUAAAACGAAAUAUGCUUUUUGAUUCAAAUUCAUAAUUAUCAUAUAGUUUUAGAUGAAAUUAUGCAUUGGCUAAUUUAAUAUAGAUAGUUAUUUAGCAUAAUCAAUAUAAUGAACUUAUUGAUAGGCUAGAUUUAGCUAGUUAGUGAUAGUAAAGUGUUUUAAGUCCCCUUUUUGUUAGCUGCGCGUUCUGCUAUGGUUCGUUGCAGAGUGAUAGAGCUCACUUGGAUUGAGCCAUGCUAAACCCCCUGCUUCUCGGUAGAGGGGUAGAGGUAAAGGUCGUAAUCCAUUCAAGGUUUUGAUGACAGCCUCCAUUUCACCCACGACUUCACCCAAGUUUACAGCAACCUUACGCCCUUCCAACGCUAGAUCGUCCUUUAAUCAGAAUAUUUCAACUGGAAAGAUCCCCAUUUUUGUUUUCUCUUUUCUGGCCAUUACGAGAAAGAAAUCCACAGCUUUUACAAUUCAGAGCAAGUCAGAGUUAGCUUAAACAGGUUUGUCGUCCUUCCACAUUUCGGCACCCAAUGGUCUAGGCGCUGCUGGUAAAGAGCUGAAUUUAAAUGUUCAAGUAGCUAGGACCAAAAACUACGGCUUCUAUCUAGCAUCUUUCGCAUCGAGGCUACUGACGAUAGAAGGCAAUAAACAUUAAAAAAAUGCACGGUAUAAUAAGGAUUCCUGCCAUGUAGGUACAGGUUGCUCGUCUUUGACCAUUUUAUGUAUCUAAAAGUCUAGAUUUAACUGAAAAAAUGUUAUCACGAGAAACCCUUUCACCGAUUUACUCACAUAUUUCAGAUCGAAAUCCAUUAGAAUCCUCACAGGGUACCUUCAAAAAUUUACGAAAAAGUCUCAAAUUAAAGCGCCCCAAGACUGUAAAAUCUGCAGCCUCUCUUCACAAGCCAAAACCCAGCACAACCUCCUCCAAAAUUUUGAAAAAAGGUAAGAAAAAAUUAAAUUAA